Spea bombifrons (plains spadefoot toad) is the source of this 2355-nucleotide messenger RNA. RefSeq names its product ferredoxin-fold anticodon binding domain containing 1 (gene FDXACB1). The record is from RefSeq and is a predicted model, not a curated record. NCBI's taxonomy places the organism in Eukaryota, Metazoa, Chordata, Amphibia, Anura, Pelobatidae. The transcript is spliced from 7 exons. Gene Ontology annotation, biological process: rRNA base methylation. Gene Ontology annotation, cellular component: cytoplasm. Gene Ontology annotation, molecular function: rRNA (uridine-N3-)-methyltransferase activity. The coding region runs from base 57 to 1940 and encodes 627 amino acids.
AAAGCAAGCGACUGCAGACAACAACUUCCUGGGACGGAUCUCGAGUCUGCGUCGCCAUGGAUCAAAAUAACACAGAGGAACGUCUUAAUGUCUUGUUGGUAGGUGAGGGAAAUUUCUCCUUCUCCCUUGCCCUUUGCAAUACCAGCCAAGACAAAUAUCGUAUUACUGCCACCUGUUAUGAUGCUGAAGAUACAAUAUGCAAAAAGCCCUUUGCCUGCCAGAAUGUACAGACACUUCGAGACAAAGGAGCUAUAAUCUACUUUGGAGUGGAUGCAACAAGACUUAAAGAUCAUGAUUUGUCUUCCAACGCACCUUAUGAUAGAAUUAUUUUCAACUUCCCUCAUUGUGGAAGGAAGGCUGGUGUGAAGAAGAACAGAGAGCUGCUUGCAAAUUUUUUUCAAAGCUGUGCAGAUGUUUUAACCCAGAAAGGGGACAUCCAUGUGGCCUUAUGUAAAGGACAGGGUGGGACUCCUGCUGACCGUCCAAUGAGAGAAUGGCAUAACAGCUGGCAAGUGGUAUCCAUGGCAGCCAGAGCGGGGUUUGUUCUGAGUGCAGUUGUUCCCUUUGCCAGUGAUGUAUACAGUGGGUAUCAGUCCACAGGGUACAGAAGCCAAGAAAAAUCAUUUCUUGUGGAUGGCUCAUUGAAUCAUAUCUUCACCAGAGGUUUGCCAGUGGAGAACAUGAUUCCGCUGGACAUAAUCAGUAUGUUAAUGGGAACGCCACCUUCUCGCCAGACCCCAGAAUGGUGUGAUAAAAUUGGGGAUUUACUGAGAAGAGAUCCAUGUCAUCCCACCAACCUACUCAAUGAUAAACUUGUGGCCUUCCUUGGCCAAUCCAUGAUCCUAAAUCAUUUCAAAGAUACAUUCCCUCUUGUACGCGAGACUUGUGUUUCUUCUGCUUGUCCUUGGCAAUCAGAGUCUCAAGCCAGUUUGUAUUAUACUCGGACUACUGACAAGAAUGAAAUACCAUCAACGGACUUUCGUGAUCUUCAGGAAAAGAAGGCUUCUUGUGAUAAAAACACUUAUGUGAUGGAUGUCCAUGCAACAUGUGAUGAAAACACAGAUCAGAACUUUAGAAUCGGUUACUUGAGGCCAUCACUGACACACUGUAUUGACUGUAUAAUUAAGAAAAAUCAUAUUUCAUCCAAUUCUCUGUAUGUUUUAAGUGGGCCUGUUUUUAGGAAGUGUUUAAUAUCACCGUGGAUUAUGCCAGUUUACCGUGAGACUCUUAUCAUGUUGGGAUUUCAGAGUAAUAAUGCCACAGCCCAUCAUCAACUGCUGAUUGAUGCUGUUGAAAAGGCUAUAAUGUCUCUAGUGACUUUUACAUCCAGUGAAUCUAUUUGUUUUGUUAAGAAUGAAUUAGAAUCCUGUACAAAUGUGAACCCUUUAACUGCUCACCAGAAGCUUACUGGUGCACAUUAUACGAUUAAUAUGUCAGCACCUGCUUGUAGUGGAGAUCAAGUUGUAGGACGCAUAAUUUCAGUUUUACCAGGGCAGCUAAGUAACAACUUUGGUCUUCUACUGGUGACAAUUAAUAUAGACCUAAUAACCUUGCUUCUUUUAGAUGUCCCUGAUUGGCGACUGCUCUGGACAGCAGAUGCUCGAUUCAUGCAACAGUACAAGCUUCACCAGCUAAAACCCUUUCAAACCUUAUCUUUGUAUCCGCCAUAUUAUGUUCAUGAUGUCAGCUUCUGGGUCGGUGAAGGCUCAGUGUUUGAUGAUAUAGAGUUUCACACUAUUGUCCAAAGAGUCUCCAAGGGGACUGUUGUUCGCAUUCAGCUACAGGAUCGAUUUGAGAACUCCACAGCCAGAAAUACCAGCCUGUGUUAUCGGGUUAUCUAUCAGUCUUGUGAUAGGGCUCUUUCUUAUGAGGCAGCAUCAGCAAUGCAACUGCUAUUAAGGGAAGAGCUGCAACGGUGUCUAAGUGUCACGCUUAGAUAGUAAACUGCUGUGUGCAUGACAGCAAAACCUUGCUCCAUGUUAACAAGAAAAAAUGGUCACUUUAUUAGGUACACCUGUAUAAUUGGUUGUUAACACCAAUAGUUAAUCAGCCAAUAACAUGACAGCAACCCAAUGCAUUUAGGCAUGUCUAUGUAGUUCAAACAUCAAGUCUUCCAGUCUUCCAUUGUCCGGUUUCUGUGAUCCUGUGAAAAUUGUAGCCUUAGUUUCCGGUUCCUAGCUGGCAGGUGUAGAACCCGGUGUGGUCUUCUGCUGCUGUAGCCCAUCUGCUUCAAGGAAUGGUUUUAUGAGUUACUGUUGCCUUUCUGUCAUCUCGAACCAGUCUGCCCAUUUUUUCUUUUACUUCUGUAAAGUGUUUUUCAAAUAAAAGUCAGAAACUGUGAAAAAAAAAAAAAAA